AUGCUGGGGCAGCAGCUGCAGCAGGGCCCGGCCCAGCCGGUGCCGCCCCCUCCUCCUCCUCCCCUCCCUCCUCCGCCGUUGCUGUCGGGGGGCGCGGCGGCUGCUGCGGCUGCGGCGGCGGCGGCUGCGGCGGGUCUCCUGGGCGGGGAGCGGGGCCGGCUGCUGUCGGUGUACGUGCAGGACUACCUGGAGUGCGUCGAGUCGCUGCCGCUCGACAUGCAGCGGAACGUGUCGGCGCUGCGGGAGAUCGACACCAAGUACCAAGAGGCCCUGAAGGAGAUGGACGACGUGUACGAGAAGUACAAGAAGGAGAGCGAGGCGGGCCCCAAGAAGCGGUUGCAGCAGCACCUGCAGCGCGCGCUCAUCAACAGCCAGGAGCUGGGCGACGAGAAGAUCCAGAUCGUCACGCAGAUGCUGGAGCUGGUGGAGAACCGGGCCCGGCAGGUGGAGGCCCACUCCCAGCGCCUCCGGGACCCCGCCGACGGCCCCCGGCCCGACCCCGGCCCGCCCGAGCGGGCCUCCCGCCGGCCCCGCCGCCAGCGGCCCGGCGAGCCGGCCCCCCCGGCCGACGGGCCGGACGACGAGGCGGACGGCGGGCCCCCGCCCAGGGAGAAGCGCUCCAAGGCGGCCAAGAAGAAGAAGCGGUCCCGGGCCCGGCCGGAGCGGGAGGCCUCCCCCGUGGAGUUCGCCAUCGACCCCAACGAGCCCACCUACUGCCUCUGCGACCAGGUGUCCUACGGGGAGAUGAUCGGCUGCGACAACGACCAGUGCCCCAUCGAGUGGUUCCACUUCUCCUGCGUGGCCCUCACCUACAAGCCCAAGGGCCGCUGGUACUGCCCCCGCUGCCGGGGCGACAGCGAGAAAACCAUGGACAGGACCGCCGACAAGACAAAAAAGGACCGGCGAUCCAGGUAGUGACCGCUUUUAGAGGCUCCCUCGUCUUUUACGGACCGUCCGCCCCCCCCGUCCCGCCCCCCCAUCUCCGCCGCCCACGAGGACGUUUUAGCAGGCGUGCGUACGGCCGCGCGCCACUUUUUCAGCGCCGGUGUUCACGGGGUAUUAAAAGUCGUGGUACUUGGCGUGCGCCCGUCAUUUCCGGCCUCAGGUGGGGGUCGG
This is a messenger RNA of Tachyglossus aculeatus (Australian echidna), 1116 nucleotides long. It is a transcript of the gene ING2, whose product is annotated as inhibitor of growth family member 2. Gene Ontology annotation, biological process: positive regulation of DNA-templated transcription. Bases 1 to 915 code for a protein of 304 amino acids. The record is from RefSeq and is a predicted model, not a curated record. Gene Ontology annotation, cellular component: nucleus. Lineage: Eukaryota; Metazoa; Chordata; Mammalia; Monotremata; Tachyglossidae. The transcript is spliced from 2 exons.